Molecule: messenger RNA, 911 nt
Organism: Lotus japonicus
Lineage: Eukaryota; Viridiplantae; Streptophyta; Magnoliopsida; Fabales; Fabaceae
Product: vacuolar protein sorting-associated protein 55 homolog
Exons: 5
Coding region: 176-598 (140 amino acids)
Biological process (GO): late endosome to vacuole transport via multivesicular body sorting pathway
Cellular component (GO): endosome
Source: RefSeq, a predicted model, not a curated record
UCAACCCGAUUCUGACUGGUAGAUGCACGUUUAUGGAGUGGUUGUAACUUGUAACUUAGCACUAACAACGCCUUCAAAACGGUAGCAGCUGCAGACUGCAGUGCAAGAAAAAAGAAAAUAAUCUCUUAGAAGAAUCUAUGGAUAUGAGCUAUUCAGUCUUGUAACACGAGGUGAAAUGGAGAUGGCAGAGUUACCAGGACAUUUUCGUUUCUGCUUGCACACUGGGAAACUUGUCCUUUUGGCAAUUUUGGUCUCUGCAGGAGUCGUCCUGCAGAUUUUGGCAUGUGCCUUGUAUGAUAAUUGGUGGCCAAUGCUAACUGCAAUAACAUAUGUGCUUCUUCCAAUGCCUUUGUUGUUCUUUGCUGCAUCAGAACGUUCUUCUUUAUUUUCUGAAUCAGAUAGCAGCUGGGUGAAUGCAACCAAGUUCUUGGCAGGGGCGUCAGCUGUUGGAAGCAUUGCAAUUCCAGCCAUAUUAAAGCAUUCUGGUGUUAUUGGUUGGGGAGCUCUUGCAAUGGAUGUCUCUUCCUUCUUUGUCUUUGUAUUUGCCAUCAUGUGCUACAUUCGGAUGAGUGGUGAAUAUGAUUACCGUAUUAUUUGAGAUGGGAGCUUAGUGUGGCUUGCUAUGUUAGUCUAAUCACAAGAACUGAUAAAACAUGCAUGGCUAAUGACUACUUUGUAUCAUUCAUAUUGUUUUAUAAUUCAACUCUAAACUCUAAUCCAUGAGUUAUCUCAUCCAUUAUGCAAGGUGACAUGGCUAAAGACCAUGAAGUAAAUUUGUGAAUGGGGCAAUUAUCUUACUUCUUGUCUCAUAGGAUUUCUGUAUUGCUUUUUUCUUAUACAAAGGAUUUCUGUAUAGCUAUAAUAUCAAAAUAAAACUGAUAUAUAAUAUACGAUUGAUUCAUUUUAAGCAA